Molecule: messenger RNA, 1879 nt
Organism: Magnolia sinica
Lineage: Eukaryota; Viridiplantae; Streptophyta; Magnoliopsida; Magnoliales; Magnoliaceae
Product: noroxomaritidine synthase 2-like
Exons: 2
Coding region: 1-1473 (490 amino acids)
Molecular function (GO): monooxygenase activity; iron ion binding; oxidoreductase activity, acting on paired donors, with incorporation or reduction of molecular oxygen
Source: RefSeq, a predicted model, not a curated record
AUGGCGGAAAGAGGCACCGACGUCGUCACAAACUGGCCCAUCAUCGGGAUGCUGCCGUCUCUCCUCCUCAACAUGCACCGGCUCCACGACUGGUGCACUGAAGUCCUCGGUGCAACCGGUCGCACCUUCGUAUUCAAGGGCCCAUGGUUCGGCUGCAUGGACAUGCUCAUCACAUGUGAUCCAGCUAACAUAAACCACAUCCUAACCACCAACUUCGCCAAUUUUCCCAAGGGCUCGGAUUACGUAGAGAUCUUCGACGUUCACGGCGAUGGGAUCUUCAACUCCGAAGCUGAUGUGUGGAGACUUCAGAGGAGGAUGGCCCACACCCAAAUCAAAUUCAAGGGCUUCCGGCAGUUUGUUGCCAAGACGAGCCGCGAAAUGGUGGAGAAUAGGCUCAUUCCCCUUCUCAAGGACAUGGCCCAUCAGUCCAAGGUUGUGGAUUUGCAAGAUCUGUUACAAAGAUUCUCGUUUGAUCGCACAUGCGUUUUGGUGUUUGGUGUCAACCCGAACUGCCUUUCUGUCGAUUUCCCGACCGUACCGUUCGCGGUGGCGGUUGAUGAGGCGAAGGAGGUUAUACAUUUCCGGCACACCGUGCCGGUUAGCUGGUGGAAGCUGCUAAGGUGGCUGAGGAUCGGUAGAGAGAGGAAAUUAGCCAUGGCAUGGGACACGAUCGACCGCUUCAUAUCGAGCCAUAUAUCGAUGAGAAGAGAAGAACUGAGAAAACCCAAGAUCAACGGUACAGAUGAAGCGGAUGCAAUCAACCUACUGACUUCCUAUAUGGGCCAUGAAUCGGAGGAUCGAACAGGGAAUACAAUCAAGACCGAUAAGUUCCUCAGGGACACAACAUUGAACUUUUUGGUCGCUGGACGGGACACCAUCAGCGCAUCACUUACAUGGUUCUUUUGGCUUGUAUCGAAGAAUCCAACCGUUGAAUCAAAGAUCUUAGCUGAGCUAAGAACAAUCCGAUCAUCAGAGGAAGGAUGGCCCACGAAACCAAGGGUGUUCGAUGCAGAAGAGCUCAGCGGGCUAGUGUACUUGCACGCGGCCUUAUGCGAGGCACUACGGUUAUAUCCACCUGUCCCACUCGUGCAUAAGGGUGUAACGAACUUCGAUGUCCUUCCCAGCGGAAAACGGGUCCACCCGGGAAUGAGGAUCUUGUAUUCCUUAUACGCGAUGGGGAGCAUGGAGGCGAUCUGGGGUAAGGAUUGCUUGGAAUUCAAGCCGGAGCGAUGGAUAUCUGAUCAAGGCACACUGAAAUUAGAACACUCGCACAAGUUCUUGGUGUUUAAUGCCGGGCCGCGGACUUGCCUCGGCAAGGACAUAUCGUUCACUCAGAUGAAGGCGGUCGCUGCAGCCGUGAUCAGUAACUUCCAUGUUCAGGUGCUGGAAGGGCAGAUCGUGUGUCCAGAAUUCUCUAUAAUCCUUUAUAUGAAGAACGGUUUGAUGGUCGAGAUCAGAGAACGGCGUGAUUGACGAUGGACGGUCGUGAUCAUGAAGAUGUGGUCUAUGAUGAACGGCGUGGAUUGGGGCCUGGUAAUGACGAUGGCACCUAGUGUUUGAAGUUACAGUUACCGUUACUCUAGUUUUGUUGGUAGUUAUGCUGUGAAAAACACGAGGUCGGAUCUCUAGGGGUUGUUUGGAUGCCUUUAAAUUUUUUUAGCUGUAAACACGUUGCACCAUAAAAGAGUGUUAGGUGUGAUUGGCUUAUAUGUUAUUCUGUUUGGUUUUUAAGUGAUAAUCUGUUUAAAAGUAAAUAGUACGUGUGUUUAGCUAGCUUGUAAAGUAUGUACAAUGAAUAAAGAAGGUAUUUAUACCAUAGGGCUUGAGCGAUUAACCUUUCAAAAUAUGCAAAUCAUAUAAAAAAGACUUGAUUUUUAUU